Molecule: messenger RNA, 1302 nt
Organism: Ostertagia ostertagi
Lineage: Eukaryota; Metazoa; Nematoda; Chromadorea; Rhabditida; Trichostrongylidae
Source: the annotation of a GenBank genome assembly
AUGCUUCCUCCCGGCUUCGUACCUGACAAGAGUGUCAUCGUGGGUUCAUCAGAGUCUCAGAAUAAAGGAGGAGGCAGUGACGAUGAUGAGGAUUUUGUCGAUUAUAAUAGUGAUGGUAUUCCUAUUGUCAACCUUAUUCCAACAGCAUGUGAAGCGAAGCUAGUCCAUAGUGGGAAGCCAGUGUCAGCUCUACGAUUUGAACCUAAUGGUAUACGCUUUGCCUCAGGCGGUGUUGACUUUCAAGUAAAGGUGUUCGACUUUCAAAAAAUGGACAUGAGUUUACGUUCUGAUAAGGACCUCAUGCCUUGUGAAAGCCACAUUAUCAACGACAUCGCCUUCAGCGCAAACGGCGAGUCGAUGCUAGUUUGUAGCAGCAAAGCGCAAGUGCAUCUUAUUGAUAGAAGUGGUAAACAAUGGGCUGAGACAGUGAACACUUGCUACCUUGUGCGAAAUGCACACAAAGGUCCAAUCACCUCUAUUGCGUUUGCACCAGAUUCUCAGAAAGUGCUCACGAGGGGGUUGGAUGACGCCAUGAGGAUGUGGUCCAUCAAAGACAACAAGAAGCCUAUUCUUGAACUGACUGAUUUGGAAAAUGCAUUCAGAAGCACCGAUUGCGGUUUUUCUCCUCGUGGGGAACUGGUGUACACUGGCACGUCGUCGCCUGGCGAAGAUAUGCCUGGCAAACUGCUUUUCUACACCGCGGAUACUUUCGACCUUGUGUACAAGAUAGAGUAUCCUGGAAUUAGCUGCACGAAAAUUGAUUGGCAUCCUAAAUUAAACCAGAUUUUGGUGGGUCUCAGCGAUGGAACGAUAAGGAUAUACUAUGACCAGAAAUUAUCCGCUCGAGGGGUUAUGGGAUGUAUCACUAGACCAGUUCGAAGAAAUCGCACGAGCGAGUUCGUUCGUGAGGAGAUGAUACUAUCGCCGCUUACUUUGGAGAUGUUCCAACCACGUGGAGAAGAGGGUGAGGAAAAAGAGGUAACAGGCUUCCGACUGAAGAAGUAUCUACGUAUGCGAGACAAUCAGCAACGUCCACAAUUCCGCAAGCCAGCAGAUGUUCCUAUUGGAAGAAGUGCCAAUGGAAGAGUUGUUGCAAGUGGCGGCAGUUUGCAUUCGUAUGUGGCUCAGCAAAUGGGAACAAUGAAAAAUAAAACGUUCUUGGAGGAUACUGAUGUGAGGACAAGCAUUCUACGUCAUGCAGAAGAGGCUGCUAGGAACCCUAUAGCUACGAUAGGUUUGGCUUACCCUAAACACAACGAAGCAUAUUUUCAAGAAAAGGACUACUGGCGCAAGGGAACAUGA